Drosophila mojavensis is the source of this 724-nucleotide messenger RNA. Its product is annotated as FUN14 domain-containing protein 2. The record is from RefSeq and is a predicted model, not a curated record. Gene Ontology annotation, biological process: autophagy of mitochondrion. Bases 119 to 514 code for a protein of 131 amino acids. Gene Ontology annotation, cellular component: mitochondrial outer membrane. The transcript has 2 exons. Lineage: Eukaryota; Metazoa; Arthropoda; Insecta; Diptera; Drosophilidae.
CUCUGAGUUAACACUCAAUGGAAGUACAAAAAAAUUAAAUAAAGAAAAAAUAUGAAACACAAAAUUGUUAAAUGAAUUCUGAGCGCACAAAAUCUAAAACUGUUGCGGGGUAAUAAAAAUGAGCCGGCUAUCAGUGAAUACAGUGAAAUCAGUUAAAUCAACUCUUAACAAAUUGGACAGUCAUUCGGCCUACGUACAAAUUGCAGUCGGCGGUGGCACUGGCUUUAUCGUUGGCUAUGUUUUCUUCAAGGUCAGCAAGGUGCUGGCCAUAUGCAUUGGCAGUGCAAUUCUGACCGUCGAGGUGGCCGUCGAGACGGGUCUGAUCAAAAUCGACUGGAGCAAGGUGACAGAUCAACAGCAUGAGCCACCGAUUGUGCGGCAAAUGGCCGUCUCGCCCUUCACGCCCAUGGACUAUGCCAUUGAUGUGGACAAGGCCAAGCAGAUUAUCCUGUCGAGUGCACGGCUCUCAAUCGCUAUAUUGGGCGGUUUCCUGCUGGGCUUUGGAUUCUCCUGAAUGAAAUGAAUUAGCUUAUAUAAGCAGGCCAGAGCAUAGCCACGAUAUUUGUAAUACCAAUGCACAUCACAAGUACAAGUGACUAUAUUUUUCACUUUCAUAAUUCGCUCCUUCUCUCUCUCUCUCUCUCUUUCUGCCUGUGUUUUACUUUACACAUAUUAAAAGUUGUUGGUGCACAUAAAACGGGAAAACUUGAAAGUUUUAACAACA